Molecule: messenger RNA, 4064 nt
Organism: Acanthopagrus latus (yellowfin seabream)
Lineage: Eukaryota; Metazoa; Chordata; Actinopteri; Spariformes; Sparidae
Product: artemin
Exons: 6
Coding region: 1795-2688 (297 amino acids)
Molecular function (GO): growth factor activity; glial cell-derived neurotrophic factor receptor binding; receptor tyrosine kinase binding
Source: RefSeq, a predicted model, not a curated record
GCCUGCAGGGCUGGAGAGAGGCGAGGGGCCGGGAGCUCCGCCGGUGGAGGACGCGGGGUCGGUGGUGCGGCGAACAGGGGUCACGGCUCCUUCAGGACUCGCUUCGUCCACCCUGCAGGGUUGACAGCUGGUGACACAGUCCGGUAAAGAGGUCAGGGCAGCUCCAACUGGGCAAACAUAUGAGGCAGGGUGGCAAACACAGUGUGUGUGUAUGUGUUUGUGUGUGUGCACAGAAUGAAGGCCCACACAGGUGCACAUAUCAAUCAUCUAAGUGCACAUGGAGGGAUUUCUUAACAGACCUACUGGGCACUGUUCCAGGGGUCCGAGAGGUCAGAGGGGCCCAGUGACUACAAAUACACAGGGGAGACUACAAAGAGACGCGAAACAGCUACCAAGAGAUGAAAAUCAACUACAAAGACACGCAAACCACAACCAAGAGAGGCAAAAGAACACCAAAGAGAUGCAAAACGAUAACAGACUGACUGCAGUGGGAUUCAAAAUUACCAGAGAGAAAUGAAUCCAUGGCAAAUAAAAACGAUUGAACUACAAAGAGCCACAGGACCACUGUAGAGUGAUUCAAACAACUACAGGGAGACACAGAAUGGCCACAAAGAUACAUGACAACUACAAAGAGGCGCAAAACGACUACAAAAAGAGACAGAGAGAUCACAAAGAAAGUGAAAAACGACGGCAGAUGGAAACAAAUUGAGCACAAAGAGAACCUGCUGCGUCCUUUGUGGUCGUCUUGUACCUCUUUGUGUCCCUUCCAGUCUGGGUGUCGUGCUACUGUACAUGGGAGAAGCGGUGGGGGCCUUCCACAUGUCUGUGCCCAGAGGCCUAUUGUCUCGUAAUCCGUCCAUGCAUGUGUGUGUCUCCAUGCCUGCACUGCGCGCGUGCGUGUGGCACCGAGCAAGUGGAAUACAGCGCAGCGCUCCACAUUAACGAGUGCGUGAGUGUAAACGCUGAGGGACAGAUGUCACUCGCCGGAUCCUUCCGCUGAAACACUUCUCCAGAAAAGAAAAAAAAAACCGUCCUGUGUGACAGUCGCUGCCCUCCCUCCCCUCGCCUCCCCUCCCUCCUCCCGGCGCAGGAACAAAAAGACAUCUGAGCUGUUCGGAUGGGGAAGAGGAAUCACAGCACUUUGUGCAGCGGGCACCGCGCUCCGGUUUCACAAAGUCCCUGACAGGCGGAGCGGCGCGCUGUUUUUACGCAUAGCCUCCAGUCCUGCGAGGCAUUGUAGACAUUGUUCAGUAGCUGUGUAGUAGACUCCUGAGAAGACACCGGAGCGGCACAGCCUCUGAUAACUGGAUACCUGAGUCCAAAAAAGCUAUUUUGACGCCAGAGCAGCGUGUUGUCAGUGUGAUCCUCUCAUUCACAUCCAGCUGACACGUAAAAAGAAGAAGAAACAAGGCGACCCCCCCCCCCCCCGUGGUUUCGUCUCCGUGGACGCAUUCGUACCGUGCCGAGCUUGACUGCGAUCAGAAAGAGACGCAGAACGUGUUUUUUUUCCUCAUUAACCUUACAGGCUGUUCGGAGGCAAGACCGAACAGGUUAGCGGAGGGGGCUGAGACUCUGCCAAGAAGCCGUGACAGGAGACCGGCCAGUGCAAAAAAAGGAAAAAAAAAAAAAAAUUGGGGCUGCGUAAAAAAAACAAAAAAAAAAAACAACGAGGAGGAGGCGCCUCUCGCGUUGGAGCAGAACCGCUUUAGAUGGAUUCUUCAUGUUCGCUCCAGCCACAGCGGAGACAGCCUGCUCUGAACACUUGCACGCCGUGACAGCGAGGUGGAACGCAACAUGACGCGCCGCAGCGGAUGGAGAGACCCGGACAUGAGCUGCACGCAGCGCGGAGCAAGCGGCGCGCACUUGGAGCGGAGUGCGCACCGGACAGCCGGUGGGACCAGAUGGAGGGUUCGGAGGAAGGAUAGACAGGAGAUUACCUCCGUGAUGUCAGCGAAGGCCAAGGUGCUGCUGUGGGUGCUCCUCUCUCUGCUGCCUCUAGUGGAAGGAGCUCAUAUGACGGCUGGCGCUGCCGGUGCAGGAUCAGACUCGGGCCGCGCUGUGGGCCUGCUGGGAGGCCAGGAGGAGCGGGAGCUUCCUGUGACGCUGCCGGAGGUGGUGGAGGACGAGGAGCAGGAAGGCGACAGUGACCCCUACUCCACUUGGCACGCUCUAUAUGACCCCUUUGUAAUAGAUGAGGUGGACGACCAUCCCAGUAGUCGCUGGGCGGGGCGCUCUCCGCGCUCCUCUGACCCCUCAGAACCUCAACCCAAGGGAUCACCAAAGAAAAAGAAGAAGAGGAAGAAGAAAGAAAAGGAGGAAGAGGAAGAGACAGGAAGAGGGGGCAGAAAGGGCAAAGGUAGAAGCAGGCAGCCGAAGCAAAGCAGCAGGGACUGCCGUGUGGAGAAGAGGGAGAUGAGGGUUCGGGACCUGGGCCUGGGCUUCGACUCGGACGAGAUUGUCCUCUUUAAGUUUUGUGUGGGCUCCUGCCAGUCCUCAAGAACAAACUACGACCUGGCGCUGAAGGCGCUGCUGGAGAACGGCUCGCUGCCCCGGCGCACCGCCCGCAAGGUCAGCAGCCACCCCUGCUGCCGGCCCGACCGGUACGAGCCAGUUUCCUUCAUGGACGCCCAGACCACGUGGAGGACCAUCCAGUCGUUAUCAGCAGCCAGCUGCAUGUGCAUGGGCUGAAGAGGUGACCGGGGGGAGAAGGUGACGAGGAUGGGGUGUCACCCGUCCUGAAGUGGCUCGGUGUGACGAAGGCCUGGGUGCCAGAGGGGGGCACUGUGACACACACUCUCAGCAGAAGAAGUGGUGGCGGCCGCUCGUUGGCUUCCUGCGGUGUAUUUCCUGUCGAGGUGGACGAGGUCUGGGCGCAGCUGGACGAUCGAGGUCAAAAUCAGAGUGAGGGGGAAGUCAUCAGGGAGUCACCGUCUGGAUUUAUUGCUGCGUCUUCAAAGAGUGAAUUGUUUUUUAGUAAUGCAGGACACUCCGGAGCAGUUACCACACAUAAAAGAGACUCUUUAUGUGAGCAUGAGUUAAUGUGGGCGAGACCUGAAGGCUGACGCUGCGGAGAUAUAAAGAACAGACACAAAGGACUGAUACUGUGUUCAUAUUCUGAUUCCGACUUUAAACCAGAGACUGAUGGGAUGUUCACUGUUACUCACAGUGAAGCAGCUCCUCUUCAAAGGCAAUAUCAUUUUCUUCACAUAAAAACAGGCAUUACAUUGUAUAGUUUCUAUGUUCAGGUGAACUCAGACGAACGGAUGCCAUGCAUCUUCAUGUAUUACUGUAUAAAAGUAAAAUAUAUUUAUUUCUGAUAAAUUAUUUAUUUAUUAUAGCUUGAUAUGAGAGCUGUUUUUAUUUACUCUAUAUUGUAGAUAAAUAUCUAUUUAUUGCCAAGAUUCAGAUUUCAUGUUGACAGUUACUUCCAGUACAUAUAUGUUUUAUUUUUUAUUUUAAAGGUGCUGAUUGUCAUAUUUAUCCCACGCCUUAUAAACCGGGGCUGGACAGCUGAUUCUGGGCAGAACUUUGAAUUGAAUUAGAGUCAUUUUCCAAACCAGAAAACUAUUUAAAGGUGCAAUAUUUAAGAAUUAGGCCCCUGUUGAAUUCAUACUCCCAACAAAUGGGGCAGCAUAUUACCAGAGUAACAGCUAACUGGCUUUUUCUACUUAGCUUGUUAGCUCAGUUAGCCGUGAAGCUAGCCAGACAACUCGGGGGAAGUGUUGGUGUUCACACUGCUACUGGAGGAGCUCUGCACCACUGGGAGAAAGAGGUUUUCAGACCCCGUGCUAGCCGGUCAGCAUGCUAACUUAUCUAGAUAUCCUUACAACAAAAUACACAGAUGUCUUUGACUUGACAUCGUGAAUGUUUGGUCACAUUCUUUUGAUUAUUUUGGUGAAUUAAGGAAAGUGUUAUGAUAAAAUUCGUACAUAUUGCACCUUGGAAGCCUCAGAUUCUCUCUCACGUGUCGUCCCAGACAGACUUACAUAAUAAAAAUCAAAAAACAAAUUGACCUACAUUGAAAUGAUUUGGUAUAUUUAAUAAAGUCUGACAGCUGAUCUCUA